GGUGAAGGUGUGCUGGAUGGGGAAGUGGUCUAUGCUGACGUAGGAGCUGUUGAUGAAUGUCUCCUCUUGUGGACUGUGGUGAGGGAGUAGAUGGUGUGCAGUGAGUGAUUGUUGUCCAGGACACACAGUUUCCUGUAGGGAAGGAACACACACACUCAAUUCUAUAGCUGGAGCCUGAUUGUUUAUAGCCAGAUAGACUGUACUAAGCAAUAUGCAGUAUGCAAAUAAAUAUAGGUUUUUAUCCAAUUUGUUUCCAUACAUGCUCAAUGUGGACUCACUUCUUUUGAGACUCUGGAAGAAGUGAAUGGAUGAUGGGAAGAAAAGUGUGGGCGUUGAAACAAAAAAGUGGGCGUAUCUGAGAUUCAUACAAAUUAAUGUGCUUGAAAGGAACUUCUGAUAUAGAUCUAGUAGAUCUGAACUAUAAAUGAUGGCCGAAGGACCUGAUCCAGUUGUUGCUGAUCUCGAGCAAGAGGUGACCUGUGGUAUCUGUCAUGACCGCUACCAGAAGCCAAAGCUGCUCCCUUGUUGUCACUACUACUGCAAACAAUGCAUCCUCACACUCUCCAGUCGCUACCGACCCAACCAGCCGUUCCCCUGCCCCGACUGUCGUGAGCCCACUCUAUUGCCAGACAACAACCCAGACAGACUGACCACUGCGUUCUUCAUCAACCGGAUGAAAGCACUCCACUCGAGGAUGGAGAAAGCCCACGGCAAGUUGGAGACUACUUGUGAAAUGUGCUCUGGGGGAAAAGCCACUGCAUUCUGCCGACAGUGUGUCAAUUUCAUCUGUGAGGAUUGUGUAAGACCUCAUCAACGUAUGAAAGUGUUUGCUACACAUAUCGUCUCUACUCUGGAACAGCUCAAACAGGGCGGAGUGAAAGAACUAACAUUCGAAAACCCACCACCCCCAAAAUGUGAAGAUCACGAGGAACUAAAAAAGAUUUUCUGUUUCGAUUGCAACAAGCUCAUCUGUCGAGACUGUAUCGUUAUUGAACACGCUGGACACAAUUACGAAUUUGUAAAGAAAGCCGCCCCCGCAACUCGCAAAAAGCUGACAGAGCACCUCUCCCCACUCAAGAACCUACUGCCUGAUCUGAGCACCGCUGUGAAUCAAGUGAAAGGAACUAAACAGAAGAUCCAGGCCCAGAAAGAGCUGACAGAGAGACAAGUGAAUGCCAAGUUCCAGGAGCUACACGAUAUUCUCGAUCAAUGCAAGGUCCGUGUUUUACGAAAAUCUUCUGUUUUAGCUGAUUCAAAGAUGGAGAAGCUGACGGUUCAAGAGAAGGGUCUGGACCUGUCCCUGGGCACUGCUCAGAGUUUGAUUGCCUUUGUAGAGCGUACACUGGAGAAUGCAAGUGAUGAAGAACUGAUUACAAUGCAAUCGCAGGUGGUGAGUCGAAUCGAUGCCGAGGUGGUGAAGCGAGGGAAGGAAGCAGCCAAUCUUGAUCCAGUAGAGAAAGAUGAUUUUGAAGUCGAAGGGUUUGUUUCUGAGGAUCUCAAGAAGUUGUGUGAGAACAACGUUUUUGUGUAUGAAGGAAAAGUGGAUCCAACAAAGUUCACUGUCGAAGGAAAUGGAGCUAGAACUGCUGAAAUUAGUACACUUAACAAUUUUUCGAUUCUUGUGGAAUGUAAUACACAAUUUAAGCAUCAUACAAUACAAGUGGCUCUAAAAUCGCUAGUUGAAGAAUCAUCUCAGCAAUUGCAAGCAGUGCCUGUGAGGGAUGGAGUGUACAGUGUUGAGUACACCCCUAGGAUACGUGGUCGACACCACCUCCUGAUCUCAGUGGACAAUCAGCCCAUCCCAGGAAGCCCCUUCUCUGUGUUUGUCAAAAUACCCCCUACGAAGCUGGACAAACCAGUAAGAGUGAUAAGAGGAAUCAACAACCCUCGGUAUAUGGCAUUCAACUCAUCAGAAGAACUGAUUGUAACUGAUCGAGACAGUGAUGUUUUGGUGUUGGACAAGAAAGGAGAACGAAUUCGAAGCAUCAGCAAAUCAAAGCAUGGGUUUAGCAAUAUCUCUGGUGUGGCAGUAGACAAGGAGGACAACAUAUAUGUCUGUGACAACGGCGAAAGUUGUGUGUACAAGUUCAACAAAAGAGAAGAUCUACUGAAGAGGUUUGGGACAAGGGGAAUUGGUCCAAAGGAACUCAACUGGCCUCGAGGGAUAGCAGUCGCUGGUGAUCAAGUGUUUGUGUGCGAUCAGAACAACCACAGAGUCCAAGUAUUAACGACAGAGCGGCUGGUCAAGCAGAUUGGUUCAAAGGGAACUGGUAAUGGACAUUUUAACGGACCAGAGGAUAUUGCAGUGGACAAUGAACAAAUGGUGUAUGUCACUGACUAUAGUAAUCAUCGUGUUCAAGUGCUCACUAUGGGUGGUCGGUUUAUUCGCUCGAUUGGAAAGAAGGGAAGUGGACAAGGAGAUCUGUCUCGCCCUCAUGGUGUGUGUGUUACUAGCUUUGUUUAUGUUGCUGAUUUUGAUAACAAUCGUGUGUCAGUGUUUACUAAAGACGGUCAGUUUGUCACAUCAUUUGGUAAUGGUCAUAUCACUUCCCAUCUUUAUGGAGUAGCUGUGGACAAUGAUGGUUUUGUGUAUGUGUGCAGUGCCGGAUCUGUUGUUAUCUUUUAGUGGCUGUCUUGCAUGACUAGUUUGCAUUUCAUAAUUACUAUUAAUUUUGUGUGUUGAGUGACAAAUCUGUGGUUGUAUUAUCUUAAUUAACCGUUUUCAAAUGUGA
Messenger RNA from Halichondria panicea, 2732 nucleotides. RefSeq names its product E3 ubiquitin-protein ligase TRIM71-like. The record is from RefSeq and is a predicted model, not a curated record. Gene Ontology annotation, molecular function: protein binding; zinc ion binding. The coding region runs from base 425 to 2626 and encodes 733 amino acids. The transcript has 2 exons. Lineage: Eukaryota; Metazoa; Porifera; Demospongiae; Suberitida; Halichondriidae.